Messenger RNA from Daktulosphaira vitifoliae (grape phylloxera), 355 nucleotides. RefSeq names its product cubilin-like. The annotation marks the transcript as partial. The transcript is spliced from 2 exons. The record is from RefSeq and is a predicted model, not a curated record. NCBI's taxonomy places the organism in Eukaryota, Metazoa, Arthropoda, Insecta, Hemiptera, Phylloxeridae.
AAAUGGAGGAUAUGCAACAUCACCUUUGAUAGGAAAGUUUUGUGGAUCAAAAAUACUACCAAUAAUAUCAUCGAUGGGAAAUUCUUUGUUUAUUCGAUUUGUUUCGGAUGCAUCUAAAUCAAGGAAAGGAUUUUCGAUACACUGGUAUGCCACAGCAAAAGGUUGUGGUGGAACAUUGAAUUCUGGUAUAGGUCAUAUUGUUUCACCAAAUUAUCCCUUGCCAGUUCAAGAAACUUUAGAAUGUUUCUAUAAAAUAGUUGUUACUCAAGGUAGUCAAAUUAAAUUAACUAUAGUGGAUCUUGAGUUAACAGCUAGUGGAUUUUCUGGAUCUUCAUGUCGAGAUGACUAUCUUGAA